AUGAAACACCACCCGUCCGAACGUCCAACACCGAUUCCGCACGUCCGCCAUGAGGACAACAACUACCAUACUCUACCACCGCAUCCCCGGCUGAUUGAGGCGCGACGGCUGUAUUCAUCCAUGCCUAUUGUGGAAUCUGGGCAAUACGUCGCCGGCAGAAGCGAAGCGACGCUUGCGAGUAUGAUUUGCGUACACAUACCAUCGAACCGGCUCCCUUUAACCGUCGGGAAGGGGCUUCAACCCACUAUACCGACUGCCGGAUUGUUCAUGUCACCCUCACCGCUUUCGGAUUCGUUCAUUGCCUUUGCCUAG
Messenger RNA from Peniophora sp. CBMAI 1063, 312 nucleotides. The record is from the annotation of a GenBank genome assembly. NCBI's taxonomy places the organism in Eukaryota, Fungi, Basidiomycota, Agaricomycetes, Russulales, Peniophoraceae.